AUGAUACGUUGCAGACAAGCACAGGUGAUCUUGAGGCGGAGCAUGGCGACGAGGGCGUUUGCAUUUGAGACUGGAAACGGCGAGCAGUACGUGGCUCGCGAGGCCAACCAGCACUACCAGCAGCAGCGCCCCGGGUUCAAGGGCGUGACGUUUGCGCAGCAGGGGAAGUUGCCGUCACUGCCGGUGCCGGCACUGGGUGAGACGCUGCAGCGGUACCUCCAGAGUGUGGAGCCGUUGUGCGGUAGCCAGGAGGAGCUGGCGCGGCAGCGCGAGCUGUGCGCCGAGUUUGAGGCGGGGGCGGGCCAGGAGCUACACGCGCGGCUGGAGGCGUUUGCGCGGGACAAGCGCAACUGGAUGAGUGAGUUCUGGGACAACCAGUCGUACCUGGAGUACAACGACCCGAUUGUACCGUACGUGUCAUACUUCUACGGGCACCGGCCGCUGGCGGGCCCGCAGCGGGUGCUGGAGCAGGACCACCUGGUGAAGGCGACGGCGCUGGUGAGCGCGGUGGUGAAGUUCAUCGAGGUGCUGAAGGACGAGGCGUUGCCGGCGGAGCAGGUGCGAGGCGCGCCCUUCUGCAUGAACAGCUUCAACCUGAUGUUCAACACGUCGCGGCUGCCGGGCAAGGGCCGCGACAGCAACGUGUUCUACUCUCUGUACGAGAACGACUUCAUCACAGUGGCCUACCGCGGGCAGUUCUACAAGGUGGUGACGCACGAGGGCGGGCGGCCGCUAGGGCCGGGCGCGAUUUGGCAGCAGCUGUACGACGUGGUGAACAAGGCGGCAGUGGGCAAGGGCGCCGGCGACCACGCUGGCGUGGGCCUGUUGACGACGCUACCUCGUGACGAGUGGUACGUGGCACACAGGCACUUGGAGGUGAACGCAGUGUCCAGGGCCUCGCUGGAGACGAUCCACAGGUCGUCCUUCCUGCUUGCGCUAGACACGGACCAGCACCCUAUUUCGCUCGAGGACAAGGCGCACAACAACUGGCACGGUGACGGCGUGAACCGCUUCAACGACAAGGCGCUGCAGUUCUUUGUGUGCGGCAACGGCGUGUCGGGGUUCCUCGCGGAGCACUCCAAGAUGGACGGCACCCCUACUCUCUUCUUGAACCAGUAUGUGAUGUCCGAGCUCAGCCGCCUGGACGCUGCGGACUUUAUCAACCAGAUCAAGACCACCGCACCAGGGAGCAACUACCAGCCAAAGCACCUGCCUUUUGUGGUGACCCCUGCGCUGCAGGAGAUGAUCAGGGAUGCGGAGGGACAGUUCCGCGACGUUAUCGGCGAGCACGACCUACGCGUCUGGAACUAUGUCAAGUACGGCAAGAAAGCUAUUAAGGCCUUCGGCUUCUCGCCAGACGCAUAUAUUCAACAGAUCAUCCAGCUAGCCAUCUACAAGUAUGUGGGCAGACAAUUGCCAACCUACGAGGCUGGGUCGACCAGAAAGUUCUUCAAGGGUAGGACCGAAGCGGGCCGCGGCGUUUCUCCGGCCUCCGCCAAGUUUGUGAAGACUUGGCAGUCGCCGGAAGCAUCUCCAAGUGAGAAGAUUGCUGCUCUACGUGAGUCUGCUAAGAACCAUUCGUCGCUGCUAAAGAUGGCGGCGGACGGCCAGGGUGUUGACCGCCACUUCUUCGGUAUGAAGAACAUGUUGCGUGAUGGCGAGGAGCAUCCUGCACUCUUCCGCGACCCGCUGUUCCAGCACUCCUGCACGUGGUAUGUGUCUACCAGUCAGCUAUCUUCGGAGUACUUCGAGGGAUACGGCUGGUCGCAGGUGAACGAAAAUGGCUUUGGUCUGGCGUACAUGAUCAACAAUGACUGGUUACACAUCAACAUUGUUACAAAGCCUAAGAAGUCGGGCUAUAGUGUGCACGAGCUUCACUACUACUUGACCGAAGCAGCAAACGAGAUGUACGAGUUGCUAUCGAACGAGACCAAGGUUAGCUCGAAGUUGUAA
Messenger RNA from Eremothecium gossypii ATCC 10895, 1953 nucleotides. It is a transcript of the gene CAT2, whose product is annotated as carnitine O-acetyltransferase CAT2. The coding region runs from base 1 to 1953 and encodes 650 amino acids. Lineage: Eukaryota; Fungi; Ascomycota; Saccharomycetes; Saccharomycetales; Saccharomycetaceae. Gene Ontology annotation, cellular component: peroxisome; mitochondrion. The transcript has a single exon. Gene Ontology annotation, molecular function: carnitine O-acetyltransferase activity. The record is from RefSeq and is marked provisional. Gene Ontology annotation, biological process: carnitine metabolic process.